Molecule: messenger RNA, 1071 nt
Organism: Cadophora gregata
Lineage: Eukaryota; Fungi; Ascomycota; Leotiomycetes; Helotiales; Ploettnerulaceae
Gene: LYS12
Product: homoisocitrate dehydrogenase
Exons: 2
Coding region: 1-1071 (356 amino acids)
Biological process (GO): isocitrate metabolic process; tricarboxylic acid cycle
Cellular component (GO): mitochondrion
Molecular function (GO): NAD binding; isocitrate dehydrogenase (NAD+) activity; magnesium ion binding
Source: RefSeq, a predicted model, not a curated record
AUGGCAGCAAGAACCCUCCGCAUAGGCCUUAUUCCUGGCGACGGAAUUGGCAGAGAAGUCAUCCCUGCUGGACGACGGAUCCUCGAAGCCCUGCCCGCAUCCCUCAAGCUGAAAUUCGAAUUCGUCGACCUUGAGGCCGGAUUCGAAACCUUUGAGAAGACCGGAGCAGCUCUGCCAGACAAGACCGUCGAGAUCCUCAAGAACGAAUGCGAUGGCGCCCUCUUCGGUGCUGUCAGCUCGCCCUCCAAGGCUGUCAAGGGCUAUUCCUCGCCCAUUGUCGCGUUGCGCAAACGCCUUGACCUGUACGCAAACGUCCGACCAGUCAAGAGUGUCAUGACGGCCAAGAACCCAAUCGACAUGGUCAUUGUCCGCGAGAACACGGAGGAUCUGUAUGUGAAGGAGGAGAAGACUUUCGAUGCCCCAGAUGGAAGUGGAAAGGUUGCGGAGGCUAUCAAGAGAAUCUCGGAGCGAGCUUCAUACCGAAUUGCUACAAUGGCUGGAGAGAUUGCUCAGCGGAGACAGAAGAUUAGAGACAGUGGUGUUCCAAGCAUACACAAGUCACCUCUGGUCACCAUCACUCACAAGUCGAACGUUCUGAGUCAGACUGAUGGACUAUUCCGAUCAACUGCUCGCGAGGCACUGGCCAAGUUCCCAAGUGUUGGUGUGGAGGAGCAGAUUGUUGACUCAAUGGUCUACAAACUCUUCCGUCAACCAGAGACAUACGAUGUCAUUGUUGCUCCAAACUUGUACGGAGACAUCCUGUCGGACGGUGCUGCUGCUUUGGUCGGAUCUCUGGGUUUGGUACCAAGUGCCAAUGUUGGAGAGGGAUUUGCUAUUGGAGAGCCAUGUCACGGAAGUGCUCCUGAUAUCAUGGGACAGAACAUUGCCAACCCAAUUGCUACGUUGAGAAGUGUGGCUCUGAUGCUGGAGUUCUUGAACGAGGAGACGGCUGCUGCUAAGAUUUACGCUGCAGUUGAUGCUAAUUUGGAGGAGGGCAAGUUCCUGAGUCCAGAUCUUGGAGGAAAGGCUUUGACGACCGAAGUGGUGGAGGAUAUCCUGAGACGAUUAUAG